CAAAAUGGCUUCCAGCUCAAGAACAUGGUUACUAUGCUCGGUGUUUAUAUCUUGUACGAUCUCCAUUUCUUAUGGAAGAAAAAUGACCGCUCAAACUUCUACUCGAGUAAAAGCAGUUAAUCUCGGAGGCUGGCUUGUUACUGAAGGCUGGAUCAAACCUUCUCUUUUCGACGGCAUUCCCAACAAGGACUUCUUGGAUGGAACUGGCCUUCAGUUCAAAUCAGUCACAACUGGGAAGUUUCUCUGUUCUGAGAAUGGAGGAGGAAGCAUUAUAGUUGCAAACAGAAGCGCAGCUUCAGGCUGGGAAACAUUCAAAUUGUGGAGGAUCAAUGAGACCACAUUUAAUUUCAGGGUCUUUGGCAAGCAAUUUGUGGGGAUUGAUGCAAAGGGAAAUGGGAAAGACGUUGUGGCUGUUGCUAGCGCGCCUGGUGUAUCCGGAACUUUUGAAAUCAUACAAAAACCCGAUGAUUCAAGUCGAGUAAGGAUCAAAGCAACCAAUGGAUUCUUCUUGCAGGCGAAGACAGAGGAUUUGGUUACAGCUGAUUAUGCAGAGAGUAGCAGUGGAUGGGGAGACAAUGAUCCUUCUGUUUUUGUGAUUACCAUUUCUGGACGUAUGCAGGGGGAGUUUCAAGUAACAAAUGGCUAUGGUAAAAUGGCUGCUAAAGUUAUGAAGAAGCACUGGAGUACGUUCAUUGUUGAAAAGGACUUUGACUUCAUAUCAAAAAAUGGAUUAAACGCAGUGAGAAUACCAGUUGGUUGGUGGAUAUCAAGCGACCCGAACCCUCCGAACCCUUAUGUUGGGGGUUCCUUGAAAGCCUUGGACAAUGCCUUUCUGUGGUCGAAAAAAUAUGGAUUGAAGGUAAUAAUUGACCUGCAUGCAGCACCAGGAUCUCAAAAUGGUUUUGAACACAGUGCUUCAAGAGAUGGAUCUCAGGAAUGGGGCCAAACCGAUGCUAACAUACAGCAGACAGUUGCUGUCAUCGAGUUCUUGACUGCAAGGUAUGCAAAGAAUCCAAGCCUAUACGCAGUUGAGCUCAUCAACGAGCCCUUCUCCCCAGGAACUUCUCUGCAGAACGUGACCACAUACUACAAGGCUGGUUACGCUGCGGUUCGCAAACACUCUUCCACAGCGUUCGUGGUGUUCUCAAACAGAUUAGGUCCAAUGGAACCAACUGAGCUUUUCUCUGUAGCAAGUGUCUUGAAGAGAGUCGUCAUCGAUGUCCAUUACUAUAACCUCUUUGUUAGUGCUUUUGACAACUUGACUGUUCAACAGAACAUCGACUUCAUCUACACUAAUCGGACUAAGGAUUUAAACACUGUUACCACUUCCAAUGGUCCUCUCACUUUUGUAGGUGAAUGGGUAGCUGAGUGGAAUGCGAAAAAUCCAACAAAGGAGGAUUACCAAAGAUUUGCCAAGGCUCAGUUAGAAGUUUGGGGGCGAGCAACAUUUGGGUGGGCUUAUUGGACUCUUAAGAACGUCAAUAACCAUUGGAGUCUCGAGUGGAUGAUAAAGAAUGGUUACAUAAACCUGCUAACUUAAUCUAAUUAAUCCAUAUACUGUUGUCUCAAGUCAUCAGUCAUUACAACGAUUUCAAGUUUUCAACAAUACGUUGUCUGUAUCAUGCAUGUAAUACUGUUAACCAAAAAAAGAAAAUCAUGCAUGUAAUACUUAAUUUGG
This is a messenger RNA of Argentina anserina (silverweed cinquefoil), 1678 nucleotides long. Its product is annotated as probable glucan 1,3-beta-glucosidase A. Gene Ontology annotation, biological process: cell migration; actin filament bundle assembly; establishment or maintenance of cell polarity. Gene Ontology annotation, molecular function: actin filament binding; hydrolase activity, hydrolyzing O-glycosyl compounds. The transcript is spliced from 7 exons. The coding region runs from base 5 to 1540 and encodes 511 amino acids. NCBI's taxonomy places the organism in Eukaryota, Viridiplantae, Streptophyta, Magnoliopsida, Rosales, Rosaceae. Gene Ontology annotation, cellular component: cytoplasm; actin cytoskeleton. The record is from RefSeq and is a predicted model, not a curated record.